This is a messenger RNA of Seriola dumerili (greater amberjack), 2759 nucleotides long. It is a transcript of the gene myadmb, whose product is annotated as myeloid-associated differentiation marker homolog. Lineage: Eukaryota; Metazoa; Chordata; Actinopteri; Carangiformes; Carangidae. The coding region runs from base 249 to 1130 and encodes 293 amino acids. The record is from RefSeq and is a predicted model, not a curated record. The transcript is spliced from 2 exons. Gene Ontology annotation, cellular component: membrane.
AUUUGGUUUGCUGGGCGGGGAGCUGCUCCCCUGAGCUGCUAGUAAAUUCAGUCAGGGAGCUGAGGAGGUGCAAUCUACGACUCCCCUCUCUCUCUGGACCGACCUGGAGAACAGAGAACAGCAGCAGAAGAGCUCACGAGUUCUGUCUGUCUGAGUGGCUGAUGGUAAAAAUCUGAGGAAGUGACUCCCAAAAGAAAAUAAAGAAAAGAGCCAUCACCCUUCUCUCAUCGCCCACUACAUCUCCCACCAUGGCUAUAGUCCUCCACUCCAGCCCUCUCCUAUGGACACGGUUGGCAGCCCUGGUCUUCUCCUGUGUGGCCUUCUCUGUGGCCGUGCAUGGUGGCAGACUGUACCAUGGCACCGGAGACUGGUGCAUCUUCUGCUGGGCCUUCAGCUUCGCCGGAACAGUGCUCAUCAUCCUGGUGGAGCUGUUCGGCCUUCAGACCAGAGCCCCCGUCUCGUGGAAGAACUUCCCUAUCACGUUCGCCUGCUACGCUGCCCUGCUCUGCCUGUCCGCCUCCAUCAUCUUCCCCCUCUACUUCCUCAAGGGGUCCUCAGGCCCGAGUGAGGUCCGUAACUACCGCAUCGUGUCAACUGUCUUCUCCUGCCUGGCCACCAUCGCUUACAUAAGCGAGGUGAGCAUCAGUAAGGCGCGUCCAGGCGAGGUGGCCGGCUACAUGGCCACAGCCCCAGGCCUGCUGAAAGUCUGCGAGACCUUUGUGGCCUGCAUCAUCUUUGUCUUCAUCAGCGACCCCGUGCUCUACGACCGUCACGAUGCACUCAAGUACUGCAUGUCCGUCUACUGCAUCUGCUUCAUCCUAUCAGCAGCCAUCAUCCUGCUCUGCAUAGGCGAGUGCACCGGCUGCCUCCCUUUCCCGUUUGCCCGCUUCCUGUCUGCCUAUGCUCUGCUGGCUGUGGUCCUCUAUCUGUCAGCGACCAUCAUCUGGCCCAUCUUCAACUUUGACUCCAAGCACGGCGGAACAAAACAAAGGCCGUCCAGUUGCAGCAGCACCCAGGGGCUGUGUGUGUGGGAUAAGCUCAUGGCGGUGGCUGUGCUCACCGCUCUGAACUUCCUCCUCUACCUGGCCGACCUGAUCUACUCCACACGCCUGGUGUUUGUCAGUGCUUGAGGGAAGAGGACGGAUGUUAGGCCAGCAGUAUGCUCCAAAUAAAAUUCAAUGUGGCAUGUUUUUAAAGGCUGUCAAACUGGUGCCAAAUACGGUGUUGUGAGCAGAUGCGGGUGUACUCACUGUGUCUGUUUGUUUAAUGGUGUCCACACCGGUCUGAGGAGCCUGUCUGUUGUGAUUAUGGUCACUCUGUUUGAAAUUUCCUCUGAAAAUAAGAUUGUAAUUUUUUUUUUUGCUAUAGUUCUGGUAGAUCAAAAUAGUAAGAAUACAAUAAGAGGCCAUUUUCAGGCCUUUUCAAAGUCCAUCCAGCCAACCCGAAUCAUCAAAUCCAACUUAUGCUUUUUUAGGUCCCAAACCUGCCAGAUUUGAUUUUGUGUGAAGUAUACUGCCAGCCUUAGGACCUUAGAGAGAGAGAAGGGGGAGAGAAGAGGAAGAGGUUGAGGUCAAUGGCUAUGUUUACACGUACAACAAUAUUCCCUUAAAUUAGUGAGGCCCCACGUGUUGGAGCAUGUAAAUGUCAAACAUUGCUUCCAGUGACCUGUAUAGACUCUUAUCUUGAUUAUGAGAGACCUGAAUGUGAUUGCUGGAACAUGCUGAUAUAAGCCAAAAAUGUCAAAGUCCUGUGCCCAUCAUAAGACUUAAAAUACGCAAUUAUUUCAUGUAUACAGGGAUGUUUGGGAUGUCUGGAUAUGAGUAAGCUUUUAACAGAAUCUCCCGAACAUGACUCUGACAAAGAUACAAGCUAAACCCAGAAUACAGUGUGCAUGUAAACAUAGUCCGUGAUGACACAUGAUGAAAAACCAAAGUAAAUGGCGGCUUAUUAUAAUGUUUUUGUAUGAUUUUUUUUUUUGCAUAAUGUAUAUGUCAAUGCUCUGCCUUAAGUUUGUUUUAAAUUUGAUUCCACUUAUAAAAAAAACUGCCGAGCAGCACUUCUCUUAACUGCUAAUGGAUGAAAUAUAGAAAAAAGAAAAAUUCAAUAUUAGCAACCCAAGAAAGUUCAAAGAAAGUUUUUUUUUUUUGAUGGUUUCAUUAGUAAUUGAUUGUUUCGGUUUCCCGAAACCAAUUCGCAGUGCAGCUGUUUGGGUUGUGUCCUUCAUCAGUAUUUUUUACUCGGCUCCAAUGUUUUGAGACUUGAAGUAGUGCAAAAAUUGUUUAGGUGAUAUUAAGAUGAAUGCUAUAGGCUAGCUUUCUGCUCCUGUUAUGAGAUAUUUGUAUCUGUAUCUGCAAGCUACAAUCAUAUAGCAAGAAUAUAUAUGUGGAAAGAACAUAAGCAAGAUGGUGGAUUUAAAAAACAAGUAUGGUUAAAGUGCACUUAAUAUUAGUAUUUCCUGUGUGUUUAAAGUCUUGGUGUCCCUGGAUAUCAAAGCAUCUAUUAACACAAAACUCACACCACUUAAUUUACACACUUUGUUGAUUGGGUCUAUUGGUUUUGUACUGCUGUAAAAAAAGAAAAAAAAAGAAAAAAAAGAUCUGAGAAAGAGACCAAAGAAGAUGGGUCUCUCUCUCUCUCUAGAUGUUGUUAUAUUCUCUAACUUUUUUAUAUUUCACUGUUCAUGUUUUAAGUGUGCUUACCACAUCGGUGUUUUAGGAAAGGAUAACCCAGGGUUUCAAUAAAACCACAUGGUAAACAGA